AUUAACCCGGCGAACCCGGACAGCAUCCUCAGACUAAACCGGGUCGAGCUGGUAACUUUAGUUUUUAAAAUAGAGCAGAUAAGAAAAAGAAAAAAAAGAGCAAACUUACUUAAGACGUAGGGAGCUGUCAGAAGUAGUUCGUGAGAGGCAUCUGAAGGCGUUUACUCCGUCUCACUUUUUAAGCUACACCAGGCGAAGCUGUGUUUAUUUAUUUAUUACUUUUUAUUGCAAAUUUUAAUUAAAAUUUGAAUUUUAAGGAAAACCGAGACAAGGCGAAGGUCCAACGAAGAGUCAACGUACGUCGAGACGUCAUCGAGCAUUUGACAAGUCGUGAUGGAGGGUGGAAAGCAACUGACCUUGCCGCUGAUGCUGGCUGUCGGGACGGCCGUGAUCGGCUCGCUUCAGUUCGGCUACAACACGGGUGUCAUCAAUGCCCCGCAAAAGAUCAUUGAGGCCUUCUACAAUGAGACGUGGAUUGAUCGACAUAAAGAGAACAUCCCUAAAACAACCAUUACUACCUUGUGGUCUCUGUCUGUGGCCAUCUUCUCUGUGGGCGGCAUUAUUGGAUCCUUCUCUGUUGGGCUGUUUGUCAACCGCUUUGGAAGGAAGAACUCCAUGCUCAUGGCUAAUGUCUUGGCUUUUAUCGCUGCUGCACUGAUGGGCUUCUCUAAGAUGGCAGCGUCCUGGGAGAUGCUCAUUAUUGGACGGUUCGUUGUGGGACUUUACUCUGGUCUGUCCACUGGUUUUGUCCCCAUGUAUGUGGGUGAAGUGGCCCCUACAGCACUCAGAGGAGCCCUGGGCACCCUUCAUCAGCUGGGCAUCGUUAUUGGCAUCCUCAUGGCUCAGAUCUUCGGUAUGGAUGCUAUCAUGGGUAAUGCCACCAUGUGGCCGUUCCUCCUUGGCUUCACCUUCAUCCCAGCCCUGGUGCAGUGCUGUUUACUGCCCCUCUGCCCCGAGAGCCCUCGAUUUCUCCUUAUCAACCGCAACGAGGAAAACAAAGCCAAAACAGUGCUUAAAAAGCUGCGCGGCACGACAGAUGUGAGCGCAGACAUGCAGGAGAUGAAGGAGGAGAGCAGACAGAUGAUGAGGGAGAAGAAAGUGACCAUUCCUGAACUGUUCCGCUCCCCGCUCUACCGACAGCCCAUCGUUAUAGCCAUCAUGCUGCAGCUGUCCCAGCAGCUGUCUGGAAUCAAUGCUGUAUUCUACUACUCUACAAAGAUCUUCGAGAAGGCAGGUGUGCAGCAGCCAGUUUACGCCACUAUUGGAGCAGGAGUUGUCAACACAGCUUUCACUGUCGUGUCGCUGUUUGUGGUUGAGCGAGCGGGCCGCAGGUCUCUGCACCUCUUGGGACUGCUGGGAAUGGCUGGAUCUGCUGUACUGAUGACCAUCGCUCUUGCCUUGCUGGAAAAGUAUGACUGGAUGUCCUACAUGAGCAUCGUAGCAAUCUUUGCAUUCGUGGCUUUCUUCGAAAUCGGACCGGGCCCCAUCCCAUGGUUCAUCGUGGCAGAACUGUUCAGUCAAGGCCCAAGACCCUCAGCUUUUGCUGUAGCAGGAUUCUCAAACUGGACAGCCAACUUCAUCGUGGGCAUGUGCUUCCAAUAUGUCGAGGAGCUCUGUGGGGCGUACGUGUUCAUCAUCUUCACUGUGUUUUUACUCUGCUUCUUCAUCUUCACCUACUUCAAAGUCCCAGAGACCAAGGGCCGGACGUUCGACGAGAUCUCCGCCGGUUUCCGUCAGGCAGCAUCAGGUGCUGAGAAGCACUCGCCCGAGGAGCUCAACAGCCUGGGGGCGGACUCUCAACUUUAAGCCCCUCCUCUAAUCCCGCCUCCCUCAUCUGGUCUCUCUUCUGCACGCAACUACUGAGGAGGAAGGGGUCGGCAGGCUGUCAAUCAAACAUUUCCCCCCUUCCCACAGCUGCACUCACCUCUUAGUUCCCUUGCGAUGUCCCCAUUGGCAUCACACGGCCAGCCGAACGGCAGACAAGUGUGCAAAACAUGGGGAUUGAAAGGCAGGGAAUAAGAGUAGUUAUCAUAUUCCUUUUAUCAGAAAGAUGAAAGUUUUAAGACAUAUUUGAGGUGUCGUAUUUUGCGUCGCAAUCGCUUUGGCUAGCUUUACUAGGUUUAAUGUUGUUAUCAUCUUAACUGUUACUUCUGCUGUGCUAUGAGAGAGUAAAAAAAUCGACGGAGGUCACCGGGUCGCCCCUGACCGAUCCGCUAUGAUGUUAACGUCAGAAAUCCAUACUGUAUUCCAGAUAACUGUAUCUCCAUCUUGAAAUGCUUGUGGCUUUGAUAAACUGAAGUUAGCAUCAUUAGUUUGCCCAAACAACAUAACAUGCACAUAAACAAAAAUAAUUUAAAUAAUAGGAUUUUGGAUUGAUUUUUUUUAGGAUUGAAUUUAAGAAUUUUUUUAAAAUUAAAAAUACCAAAAAAACAGUAAUAUUAUGAAAUAUUAUUGCAGUUUUAAAAAGUAGUUUUCUAUUUUAAAAUACUUUAAAAUAGAAUUUUUUCCUGUGAUGCAAAGCUGCUUUUUCAGCAUCAUUACUCCAGUUUUCUGUGUCAAAUGAUCCUUCAGAAAUCAUUAUAAUAUGCUGAUUUAUUAUCAAUGUAUGCUUAAUAUUUUGUAUGGAACCGGUGAUAAUUUUUUUUAGGAUUCUUUGAUGAAUAAAACAUUAAAAAGAACAGCUAUUAUUUAAAAUAGAAAUCUUUUGUAACAAUACACACUACCAUUCAAAAUUUGAGGGCAGUAAUUUUUUUCUUUUUUUGAAAGAAAUUAAUACUUUUAUUCAACAAGAAUGUUCUAAAUUGAUAAAAAGUAAUAGUUUUUUUUAUUGUUAGAAAAGAUUUCUAUUUUGAGUAAAAGCUAUUAUUUUUAACGAUUUAUCAAGGAAAUCUAAAAAAGUAUCCAACAUUGAUAAAUCAGGAUAUUAGAAUGAUUUCUAAUGGGUCUUGUGACACUAAAGACUGCAGUAAUGGCUGGUAAAAAUGCACAAAAAUAAGUUGUUUUAAAGUAUAUUGAAACAGAAAACUGAUAUUUUAAAUUGCAAUAAUGUUUCAUAAUAUUACUGUUUUUUCUGUAUUUUUUUUCUGUAUUUUAAGCAUAAAUAAUUAAUUAAAUUAAAAUAAUAAAUAUAUAUAUUUUAAUCCUUAAAAUAAACAUGCAUUUUAAUUAAAAGUGAGUUAAAUAUGCCCCCAAAAUAUGUAAUUUAUGAUGUCAUUAAAACAGUAUGACGUCAUACAUAAAUGUACAUUUUUUGGCUCCAACUCUUCUGCAUAGCAAGCUUUUUUUUGUUAUUUUUAAACUUUACAGUGUAUUUUAGCCCUGUAUUCAUAUCAGUACGUCUCCUGUUCUUGCUUUUCAAGAUGCGUCACGUCUUUUAUAUGUAUUUAUAUUUUUGUAACAAAUUCACUUGCUUGAAAUGAAAUGCAGAUAGUUCCAAUCGCUCUAUGAGAAGACAAACAGAACAUUUCUGAAGUCGUUUCAUGUUACCUGUCACCAAAUAUUACAUCAACCCAGCUGUUUUUAAAAAAGUAAGAUCGUCACUUUAUAAAGCACAAUCAGACUCUUUACUGAAAGUAUUAGCAUCAGCGCAAGUGAAUGUUGAUCAUCAAAUAGUGCAAAAUACUCCCAUAUCUGACAUUGAUCAUGUCCCACUUCAGCAAAAGUUAAGUAGUUUGAAAUGCGUUUUGCACAGUCGACUCCCUCCAUGGGGAGAAUUAUCAAGUUGGGAAACACAGAGAGCGACCAAAAUGCACUGUGACUGGUGGCGUGACGAGAGUGCACUAAACAGCCUUCCUCUUCAUCUUCAUCUGACGGAAGAGCUGCGAAACCAGACCAUUGACGAUGCUGUUAGUACAAACUAAGAGUCUGUUGAGAACAUCUGCUGUUUAACUUGCUCCGACAGACAUGUUUGGAAACGCAGUAUGCCUGGCUCCAAUGUGCCUUGUCAUUUUUAUAGACCUCUAGUUUCCUUUUUUCUUUUAUAAUCUAGUAUGUUCACCCUUACUAGUUUAUCUAUAAGAAGUAUUUGUGAUUUUACGCACAUCAGAGUUAUCAAAUGAUGUUUUUCACUUAUAUAAUCUGCUGUUAAACGUUGUUCCUGUUUUUGAACACUCCAGAAUAAAUUCUACUUUUGGUUUCAGGUUAAAAA
This is a messenger RNA of Labeo rohita (rohu), 4147 nucleotides long. It is a transcript of the gene slc2a1b, whose product is annotated as solute carrier family 2 member 1b. NCBI's taxonomy places the organism in Eukaryota, Metazoa, Chordata, Actinopteri, Cypriniformes, Cyprinidae. The record is from RefSeq and is a predicted model, not a curated record. Gene Ontology annotation, biological process: response to insulin; monosaccharide transmembrane transport. Gene Ontology annotation, molecular function: hexose transmembrane transporter activity. Gene Ontology annotation, cellular component: basolateral plasma membrane; apical plasma membrane. The transcript has 10 exons. Bases 334 to 1806 code for a protein of 490 amino acids.